CUGAAGUGUUGCGGCGUGAACAACUACACGGACUUCGAACAGGCGAUCAUGUGGCAAGCGAACAAGUCCUCGAGCGUGCUGGUGCCUGAAGCCUGCUGCACGCUGAAGGGGGACCCGAUGAAGUUCGUUCCCGAGGACGACACCUGCCUCGCCAGCCCCAACAGGGAGAACUCCUACUAUCUCACUGGUUGUCUGAGCAGGUUACAAGAAGAAACUUUCUACUAUCUGACACCCAUGUUGUCUGUUGCCAUCUGCCUCGGGACUCUACAACUCCUCCUCAUCACUCUCUCCUUUUACCUGUGCAGAGCCAUAUCAAGGGCUCUCAAGGUUGCUACGGUAGACUGAAGAAUUGGGUAGAAGAUCACGCCAACUUGCUCAUGGGGAUUGGCAUCGGUGUGGCCGCCUUGGAGCUGCUGGGGAUGCUGUUCGCCUUCUGCCUCUGCUGUUCCCUCGGCCAGAAGAUCAAGUGACGCCAGCACCGCAUCCACACCGGCCACGAAGAACAAUAUACAGUCAAACAGCUUGGCACGGACUAAACAUAUAGUGAAAGAAAAGUCUCGAUAUAUAUAGUUCUAUAUAUAUGCGUAUGUGUGUAUGUAUGUAUAGUCUGUACGGGGAAAAGAAACGUUUUUUUUCUUUCUUUUUUUUUGUUACUGGGGGGGAAGUGACGAAUAAGUGAACUGGCUUAUUGUUAUGGUCGUAUUCACACACUUUUUUAUUAUUUUUUCUUUGACAGAAAGGUAAGCUCCCUUUUAAUCGGAUUAUUGUCAUAGUUAUCCGUGUAAAAGACGAUGUAUGUUAUUUCUUAUUCUAUCUUUGGAAUUCUUAAAGAAUUCUUUUUAAGCGAUUCAAGCACAAGGCUGAAAAGAUAUAAAUAGUAGGCCUAUAAAAAAAUUGUUACGUAUUUUGACAGACAAUAAUAAUUACGAGAAAGACAACAA
Penaeus vannamei (Pacific white shrimp) is the source of this 941-nucleotide messenger RNA. The record is from RefSeq and is a predicted model, not a curated record. NCBI's taxonomy places the organism in Eukaryota, Metazoa, Arthropoda, Malacostraca, Decapoda, Penaeidae.